AUGAGUGAUCAUUAUGGGAAUGGGAAUCAUAAUGGAUACAAUAACAACAAUAACAACCAUCAUCACAACAACAAUUAUAACAACAAUGACAGAGGUGGAGGAGGACGAUAUAAUAAUAAUCGAGCACCUAAAGAAGGUAAAGAUUCAGAACGUUUAGCAGCCUAUAAACAGAAUCUAGAUCAACAAUUAGCAUCACAAGAGAAGAAAACUGCAUUCAGAAGAAUAGUCGAUCAUGGUAAUAACAUGGGACGAUGGUAUAUUAAUAAAAGUUUAGGAUUAACUCGAAAUCAACAACCUAUAGGGAAAAUUAGACCUGAUUCAUCAUAUUUAAUUGAUUUAUUACCAUCCAUGGCAUAUUCAUCAUCAUCCAAUCUUGAUUGUAAUAGUAAUAGGAAUAAUAUGGCCAUAAUGGAUAUUGAAACUAAAUUUGUUCAUUUAUCAUCUAAUAAAGUUAAACAUUCAAUUAAUACAGUUAAAUGGACUCCAGAAGGAAGAAGAUUAGUUGUUGCAUCUCAUAGUGGAGAAUUCACCAUUUGGAAUGGGAUGACAUUCAAUUUCGAAACCAUUAUGCAAGCUCAUGAUUCCCCUAUUUUAUCAUUACAAUAUUCUCAUAAUGAUGAAUGGUUAUUAAGUGGUGAUCAAAGUGGGGGAGUUAAAUUUUGGCAACCCAAUUUUAAUAAUGUUAAUAAUAUAACGGCACAUCCUAGUGGAGUUAGAGAUAUUGCCUUUUCUCCUAAUGAUUCUAAAUUCUUAACUUGUGGUGAUGAUUCUACAGUUAAGAUUUGGAAUUUUAAUAAUGGACAAGAAGAGAGAACUUUAACAGGUCAUCAUUGGGAAGUGAAAUCAGCUGAUUGGCAUGCUAAUUUAGGAUUAAUUGUAAGUGGAUCUAAAGAUAAUUUAGUUAAAUUAUGGGAUCCAAGAAGUUCAACAUGUGUAACUACCUUACAUGGAUUCAAACAUACAGUUAAUAAAACCAGAUUUCAACCAACAGGGACAAAACGAUUAUUAGCUGCUGUUUCAAGAGAUAGAUCAUGUAGAAUAUUUGAUUUAAGAACUAUGAAAGAUAUUUUAGUGUUGAGAGAUCAUGAAACUGAUUUAUCAUGUGUGGCAUGGCAUCCUGUUCAUGCAUCUAUGUUAACUACAGCUGCUUUUAAUGGAGCUAUGAAUCAAUAUUUACUUGAUUCUUAUAUUCCUGAUAAUGAUAAUUCCUCCUCCAACACGAAUUCCACCAACAAUAAUAAUAAUAACAAUAAUAAUAAUAACUAUAGAAAUAAAAAUGAUAAUUUCAAAUCGAUUGAUAGUUUGGAAGCAGUUCAUAAAAUCCCAUUUGCUCAUGAAAAGGCGAUCCAUACUCUUGAAUAUCAUCCUAUGGGUCAUUUAUUAUGUUCUGCCGGGUCAGAUAAAACCGCUCGAUUCUGGUCUCGUGCCCGUCCUAAUGAUCCUAAAUCAUAUAAAGAUGCUGUAUAUACUGAUCAAAAGAAUGGAGCAUGGUAUUAUGUGGCCAAUAAUAAUGUUAAUGCAAUAAUUGAAGAUGAAGAAUCUAAAUUAACUACAAGUUCAAUAAGUGGGAAUGCACCAUUACCUCCUCCAACUACUCAAUAUGCUAAUGCCUCAUCAUCAUUAAAUUCAUUGUCAGAAUCGAGAUCAGGAGGUAUCAAUGUUCCGGGAUUGAAUAAUGUAACUAUACCGGGACUUAACUAUAAUCGAUGA
Molecule: messenger RNA, 1710 nt
Organism: Scheffersomyces coipomensis
Lineage: Eukaryota; Fungi; Ascomycota; Pichiomycetes; Serinales; Debaryomycetaceae
Product: cleavage polyadenylation factor subunit
Exons: 1
Coding region: 1-1710 (569 amino acids)
Cellular component (GO): mRNA cleavage and polyadenylation specificity factor complex
Molecular function (GO): protein binding
Source: RefSeq, a predicted model, not a curated record